Molecule: messenger RNA, 3397 nt
Organism: Nezara viridula (southern green stink bug)
Lineage: Eukaryota; Metazoa; Arthropoda; Insecta; Hemiptera; Pentatomidae
Source: the annotation of a GenBank genome assembly
GUUAGUUUGUGUACACUUGUUAUUGUGUUUAUCGUAAUUCUGGUUAUAAUGCUUACCGUCCUAUUUAAGAUUAAAAUGGACUGCCUUUCUAUAAUCAGUUUUUCUGCGACGGCUCUUUUUGAGGGACAUGUUAUGUAUCAUUAAUUAGCAUUAUGUAGUGUGUUAUUCCAGAAAUUGGCCUAAUUAGGUUAUUAGACAAGGUUUUGAAACUUGUUUGUUACUUUACUUCGGCCUAUUUAAUGGAUAAUAUUUCUGUUCUAAUCUACAAGAGUAUUUCAUCUAGUAAACCAUGCCUUUCUGUUUGUCAGGAAAGUUAUAUUUUGGUAUUAAAAUUUCUUGACAAAUUGUUUUUAUUCUGUGAGAAGUAAUGAAAAUGAUGUCCGAUGUAGGUUUUGCAAGGUCUGGCCUAUUAGAAACCCAAGUAAGAGGCCAGUGGUACAGAGUAUUUGUUGUUUUGGAAGAGGAAUAUUUAAGCAUUAGCUUAGAUGAAAGUUAUGAAAACUCUACUGCUCUUAAUGGAACUUUAAAUAACAAUAAUAAUACACUUGACUCUACAACUGGAACUCUUGAAUCAGCUGAAGUUCCUGAUUCAGUUGCUAAUCAAAAAAGAGUUGUUCGUGUCAUUAAAUCCGAUAACAAUGGUCUUGGUAUAUCGAUUAAGGGUGGUAAAGAGAACAAAAUGCCAAUUCUUAUUUCCAAAAUAUUUAAAGGUAUGGCUGCUGACCAAACUGAGCAGCUUUAUGUAGGUGAUGCCAUACUAUCUGUGAAUGGUGAAGAUUUAAGAGAUGCCACGCAUGAUGAAGCUGUCAAGGCUCUGAAAAGAGCUGGAAAAAUUGUGCAGCUUGAAGUUAAGUAUUUAAGAGAAGUCACUCCAUACUUCCGAAAAGCCAGCCUAAUUUCUGAAGUUGGAUGGGAGUUGCAACGUGGAUUCCUGUCUUCUUCCCAGCCUGUGCCAAAGUCUCCACAUCGACCCCACACAAGGCACCUGCCCCUUCAGUUGUGCUUCCUUACUCGUAAUUACCUCUUCCAUGAUCCAGAAUCGAGGAGUUUUGAGCUGCACUCUCCUGACUGUGUACAUAGCUGCAUCCUACGUGCUGGAGAUGCUACAGAAUGUGCAGCUUGGUACAAUUCCCUUCACUCCACACUAGCACUUUUAACGCAAGCUGCACUUAGGCAGGCCAAUUCUCUUUUAAUAUCUCUUACUGGAGAAAUAAAUUAUAUUGGAUGGCUUUCUAGACUACCUCUUCUUCAAAAUGGGGAGUGCGAGAGGAGUGAUGAUGAAAGAAGUGAAAAAUGGAGUGCUGUUUUUGGAGCAGUGACACAACGUGAAUUAAGAAUAUACGAAGCGGCUCCAUGGUCUCCAGAAGCCUGGGCAUCCCCAUUUCUUGUCUGUCCUCUCUUAUCAACUAGGCUAGUAGGUUGCAGUAGGCAAGACAGCGGGGCAAUCACUCUUUCUGUGAGAUGUGGGACUCAUGAAGGGGUCACCACCCACACACUGAGAGCAGAGACCCAUAGGGAUCGUGCGGCUUGGGCUCAUGCCAUUGUACGAGGAUGCCAUAAUGCAGUUAUACACCAAGUUGAAAUAUCAUUCAGAUGCUUGUACAAAGGAGAGCCGUGUCAGUUGAUUCUACAUUAUGAGUCUGGAUUAAGAUUAGUGCAAAGUCAGGGCACAACAAUAUGGCAGUUUCCUUUCCACAGGCUUCGCUCUUCCGGAGAUGAUGGGCAUCAUCUUCUUUGGCUAGAUUUUGGGGCUGAACAACCAGAUAUUGAACUGGACUUGGAGUGCUGUCCAAAACCACUUGUUUUCAUUUUACACAACUUCUUAUCAGCUAAGGUUAACCGUCUAGGUCUCUUUGCUUGAUUCUCUUUACAUUCUAUUUUUAUAUUUUGUAUAUUAAAUUUUUUUUUUUUCACUCUCAAUUAAUAUAAUUUAUUUUGUAAUUAUCUACCAGUCUUCCUUGAGUAAACUCAGUUAUACUGUAUUUAUUUAUGUUUUAGCAUAAUCUUCAUUCAGAGUUUAAUGCACUUUAAAAAGUCUUCCACAACCAAAUCAUCUAAUUUUUUGUUUCCUCAACAUACUUCUGUUAAUGUUCUAAUUUUUAAUUAAUUGUUUGAUGAAUUCUUAUUAUUGAAUUGCUAGUUUUUUUUCUCUACAAAAUAUUUUAAAUAUGCCUCUUCAAGUGGUAACCAACUUUCUAGAAUCAUUAUAAAUUAUAAUGAUUCAAUUCCGAUGUCUCAUAUAAUGGCAAUCGUGAAUUCCACGAGAAAAUAAAAAUAUCAAAAUUUGACAAUCUAAUGUAAUUAAUUUGACUAAAAAGUAUAGUUGCAUUUAAGAAGUGUAGUUGUAUGCGUGAAAUAAUGAGACAGUUACUUAGAAGCACUGUUAAUCUAUAUCUAGCAAAGAAUGAUGUUCAUAGAAUGGCUUAAGGUUAUCAGUAUUAAAAGGAUUAUUAAGGGUGAUAUGGUGGCAGAAUAUAAUGUGAUAUAUUCUGCCAAAAAUACAUUUAUUACAGCUUGCAUAUAAUUUAUUUGUAAUUGACCAGAACAUGAUGUGAAAUGUAUCACAAGCAUAUAUGCAGUGAUCUGAGAAAUCCUAGCGAAUUUAGAGCUAUUUUUCAAAUAAUUUCAACCAAGGCCUAUUUUUUUUACAUUAUUUGGUACUUUAUUUUAUAUUGAGGGGAGGAAAAAAAUGGGUAAAUAUGAGGUGGUUAUGAUUAAACUAUAUUUUUACUGAAUCAUAUUUUUGUUAAAAAAUUAAACAAGCUUCAAAAAAUAAUUUAAUUUACGAAUUUAACAUUUGUCUUUAACACCAGUUAUCUGUUUAGGAUUAUUAAACUACUCCAACAACAAGUUUUAAGCGUACAAAUAGGUUGUAUGCUAUUCUUUAUUGUUCUAAUUUAUUGCAUUUGUAGUUAUCAAAUGUUUUCCAUUACUUACAUUCUAUCUCUGUUGUAAUCAAUUUUGUCAUUGUAAGAAUUCCUUUUCACUUGCCAAUAUGUUUUCGUCAUUAAAGAUACUUUCAUAACGUGUAUAGAGCGUGUGUUAAAAAUAAUUUGAACACCUAAUGGCUUUGGGAGAUCACCUAAAUUAACAGGCCUAAAUAUGAAAACUAUGUUUCGUGAUAUUUCUCUAACAUGGCUACGAAUGGAAAGCUUUGUGUUUAGUUAAGAAUAUCUAAUAAUUAAACUAGUAGUAUAGGAAUAAUGUAAAAAUAGAUUUCUCAGAUCACUGGAAUGUUGCUACUUUGGUUUGACAAGGUUGGAAAUAACAUUUUUGGCUUUAAUAAGAUUAUUGCUGCUCAUUUAGUUACAUCUUUGUCAAUUUAAUUUUUAUUCAUUUGUUUUUCAUGACAAAUAUUUUAUUAUAGUUUAAUUUUCAUGUUAAUGUUAGAUAUAUA